AUGCCUAACGUUUUCAUCAGCGAGCUCCGACAUUCUUCGCUAAGACAGGGAGUUAUCAUCAAAAACAUUGAACACCUCGAUGUGAUAUCACUUUGGUUUCCUCCAACUGGCAUUGAAGUGAUCGUGUUCGUUCCUUGGAAGCUUUCUGCACUCGCUGAAAAAAUUGGUCUUGAAUUGUGCCUGCUCGACGAGGAUAUGGCUCCCUAUGUAAUCCUCGCGGAUCAAGGUCGCGCUAUGCUUUUGGGUAAGGUCAAGCUCGGUUCUACUAUCUUCAGGGUUCUGCGGUCUGAGGCCUGUCAUGCAAUCUUAGGGGUCGUCUCUAUGUGUGAGAUGGGCAUUACAUUGUUUUUCAAGACCGACGGGGUACGGGGACGGCUCGUGAAAGUAUCGAUAAACAAGCCUGACGGCCAUCAGAUCCAACUGACGGCGGCGAGCGCAGGUGAUCCCGAUCGUCUUCAAUAUGAGCUCUCGGGAAUAGAGGACUGUGAUAACUCGCACCUCGGCAACAACCACAUUUUCCAGAUAUGGAGUCCUCCCACUGAACUUGAGCACAUUGGUCACGCGACGGAUCUCACCAAGCAAUUACAGACGGAUUGUGCGCCGAUAUCCAAGGAUGGGUAUGCGAAAACUACAAAAUGCCGCCCUGUAGUGGACUGCCGAGGUGUCAAUAAGCAUUUGGGGGUGGCGGGCUAUCCUGGUGCCACCGUUGCUGAGAUUCCUGAGAGAUACCAGGCUCAGAUGGGAGCCCUAUAG
Molecule: messenger RNA, 753 nt
Organism: Perkinsus marinus ATCC 50983
Lineage: Eukaryota; Perkinsozoa; Perkinsida; Perkinsidae
Exons: 2
Coding region: 1-753 (250 amino acids)
Source: RefSeq, a predicted model, not a curated record